UCUUGACCGAUAGUAUCACCGGAGUAAUUUCAGCCGGACUAAGAAGGACUUGAUAGGAUAAUAGGUAAAUAAUCCCUGAGAUCGUAAUCGAACUCCGGAUUACCCCGAAUCAUCUUUAGCGAUAGGAAUAAGGUACUACUAGAUUACGUAGGUAUAUAUCAAGACUUAUAUAUAAAGGGAUUAUAACUACCUGGGUAUGUAAUACGGUUAGGCUGUUUACUAAAUCGGCCUUCACCAUUUUCGUACGAUAUCCACUUGAUCACCGGCUAAACUGAGAUACGUGCGUUCGACAGGGAUCUUGUCACCUUCAAAAGAGUCUACUUCUAGAACAUUUCGAAUAGGACCUGCCGGGAUCAUCUCGAAUCAGCCGCAAGUCGUUUUGUUAUACCCGGAGGAGUACAAACGAUAACCGGUUUAAAAGAUAGACGGGUUUGAACAUGGCUACUGUAGAGAACCCGUUUCGGAUCGUAAUUGUCGGAGGCGGACUCGUGGGUCUCACUGCAGCACAUAUCUUAUCCAAAACGGACAUCGACUUCGUUAUACUUGAACGACAUGAGAAUUUGGCACCCGAGUUUGGCUCGCUCCUGAGCUUGUGGCCGCCGACAUUUCGCAUCUUCGACCAGUUAGAUCUGCAAGAUGCGUUAGAGCCCGUCCUCAACCCUAUCGACCGUGGAGUUACUCUGUCUGCCGACGAUGGGUCCAUAUUACUAUCGUGGGACGCCGGAGACUUGAUCAAACGAAACCACGGGUACGGAAUCAAGGUUACUCAUCGCCCGCUCUUCCUUGAAGCCUUAUAUCAGAGCCUACCUGACAGUGCGAAAGCACGAAUCAAGGUCAAGAAGCACGUCGUCAAAGUGAACGUGUCAGAUGAUGGGGUGGUCGUCGAGUGUGCCGACGGUACCGUGGAAAGGGGUUCUAUUGUGAUAGGUAUAGAUGGCGUUCACAGCAGGGUCCGUCAAUGCAUGCAGGCGAUGGAGGAGGGCAGGGCAGCUCCUAGCAUAUCGGAAACGACCAAGAGUCCCUAUGUCACUACAUUCAGGAUGGUCUUUGGAAGCAUACCUAUCCCGCCGACGUUACCAAAGAAUGUCAAUCACGAAUGCGCGUCAGGACGUGUAUCGACUCAGAUUCUCACUGGUAACUCUCAAGUAUGGUUCGGCGUGUACGAAGCGCUUGAUAAACCUACGUCAGAACGCAUCAAAUAUACCGAAAAGGAUAAGGAGGAUGCCAUACAGAGAUGGGGACAUCUGUAUGCCGCUCCCGGCGUGAGAGUGCGCGAUAUUUUCGGCCUACAGAAUGGAAACUUUGGUAUGAUCAACUUGGAGGAGGGUCGUGUAGACAAGUGGUAUUGGAAUCGCAUCGUCCUCGUGAGUGAUGCUAUCCGGAAACUAGAGCCUCAUGCCGGAUUGGGGUAUAAUAGCGGGUUGGCCGAUGUAGUCGUCCUCGUAAAUAAGCUCCGACGCUUACUCGAGACUACUCGGUCACCCGAUACGAAAGCCUUAGAAGCGUUAUUCGCCGACUACCAGGAGGAGCGGAAAAGGGAUGAGCCAGUAGUUCAUGUCAUAUCUAUGCGUCGGGCCCGAAUUCUCGCGUGGCUCAGCCCAAUGGAUAAGAUCAUAACCAAAUACCUCAUCCCCUACACUAACUUUGGAGAAUUCAGCACAAACCGCAUAUACGGACCAGUCGUCUCCCGAGCUCCUGUCCUAGAUUGGUUGGAGGAGAAGUCCAAUGCUAAAAAGAACGUGCGGAUACCUUACGUCCACCAUCCUAUGGUCAAGGGGGAGAAGUCAAAGAAUGCGUUAUCAAGGAACCAUAGCUACUACAGUCUAUCAAUCUAUAUCGGAGCGAUCAUCGCGGCUGCUCUUACUGCAGUGGGACUCCAGUACUACCAUAGGAUCUUGACAAUGAUAGGGUCCAAGGCGACCUAGAAAUGUGAAGAUAGAGAGCCUUUUCCUUCUCAUUUCAUACCUAAUAUAUAGAGGAGGGACGGAUGUAGUAGGUAAUUGCAGAUAGUUCUAACUCGAGAUAUAUUCAUAACAUUAAUACAUUACAUUAGACAUUAGAAAAGGGGCCUUGGAAGAACGGAAGAUAUGAUCUUGCGAUCGAAAAUUUACCUAACUCGGACAUAGCCAAAUAAAUGAAGCAGCGGACUUAAUUAACAUUAAGUUCUCAGAUCAUGUUAAAAGUACAUGGGCGUCGAAACGGUGCGGCCGUAGCGAUCGAAGUGAAAGUAAGGGCUCGAGCUUGCUGAUCCAACGAACCUAGAAUCCAAUAAGUAUAUCAA
Messenger RNA from Daldinia loculata, 2281 nucleotides. RefSeq names its product putative monooxygenase. Bases 438 to 1925 code for a protein of 495 amino acids. Gene Ontology annotation, molecular function: FAD binding. The transcript has 2 exons. NCBI's taxonomy places the organism in Eukaryota, Fungi, Ascomycota, Sordariomycetes, Xylariales, Hypoxylaceae. The record is from RefSeq and is a predicted model, not a curated record.